CAUGCAUAUUAUAAUUAUUUGUUUAUGUCGCCAUUUUCCACGUAUAUCUAGGGAAGAGAGAUGCAGCUGCACGUUAUCAGGAUCUAGUCGUAUAGCAAACAGACGUGAAUACUAGACACAAUGCUACCUAAGAUAGCUGUGAUAGGAGCAGGAGUAGUAGGUCUUUCGACUGCUGUCAACAUCCAAGCCUUGAUACCGGGAUGUGACGUCACAAUCAUCGCAGACAAAUUUGAAGCCGACACCACCAGCAUAGGAGCCGGCGGUAUAUUCCGACCUACGGAGAAAGCUAUACCUGGAGUACCUGCUGACACGAUUAGACGAUGGUCACAGGAAUCGUGGGAUUUUUUCUCCAAACUUGCUCUCUCAGAUCUCGGUAGUACAACCGGUCACAUUGUGAUGCCAGGUUAUAUAUUCAGCCAAGAAAAGAUAGAGAAUCCCAUUUACGAAGACAUUAUAUUUAGCUGUAGAGAGCUGUCUCUAAAGGAGCUCACAAAACUCAACAUGGGUCAAUACAGACAUGGUUACCAGUUAACUAGUAUAAUUGUACAGAUGUCGAAAUACCUUCCUUGGCUGAUGGAGAAGUUUGUAAGUCAUGGUGGGAAGACACUUAAGAGGAAGGUCAACGAUCUGAAAGAGUUCCAAGGCGGACCAUAUGCUGUCGUUGUGAACUGUACCGGACUAGGUAGUCAGGAGCUAGUAAAGGAUGAAAAAAUACACCCAGUGCGUGGGCAGCUUAUCCGAUUAGAUGCGCCUUGGAUUAACUUCUGGAUAUAUACAGACCAUGGUGCAUACAUUUUACCAAAUGCUGAGUUCGUGGCGAUAGGAGGCGUUAGGCAAGACGGGAGGUCUGAUCUCGCAGUAGAUCCAGAAGACAGAAAAGGGAUCCUGGAGAGGUGCUAUGAAAUGUGGCCACCGCUUAAGGGUGGAAAAAUCAUUGGUGAGUGGGUAGGAUUGAGACCUUCACGAAGUCCACUCAGGUUAGAGAAAGAAUCUAUACGGUCACCUGGCGGUGUCCUGAAGGUUGUCCACAACUAUGGCCAUGGUGCUCACGGUAUAACAUUAAGCUGGGGUACCGGUAAGGAUGCUGCUAGACUAGUUAAGGAAAUGGUGUACGGAUCUCUCCAUGCUAAACUCUGAAAAUUAUCGUUCGUAUAAUUGACAUAUAACGUUUGUUGGAAAUGUUCACUGUGUCAAAUGCCAACCUUUUCACUCUCAUAAGAAGAACAUGGGUGUACACGGAAAACGUUUGUGGGAAAUGAUCACUGUGUCUAACGCAAACUUUUCACUUUCAUUGUGUACAAGAAGUACCAUCAACAAACGCUAUUCUAUUGUUCUAUACGAGAUCAUUAACAGGUCUACCUCAGUCAACAGAGUUGAGAAGUGCAUAAGUGAAAAUAUCAAAAUAUUUUUUCCUUCUGUGAAAAAUAGAUAUUUUACAUGUAUCAUUUGUAAUUAAAAAGUCAGGAAAUUAUGCUGAAAUAAUAUGAAAAUGUUUGAAAACAAAAAUUCUUAAACACUGUGUUUGUUUGGGAAACUCACUCUUGGCCAUCAAAUGGCAAUGACACAAUGAAGAAAAUGUACGUACAAUACCGUGCAUACACAUUUGCAAUAGCACAUUAGCUUUGUGUUGUCGUCGUUGACCGAAAGACGAAGAAGAAGUAUUAUUUUUCACUUCUGUGAAGUAUCAGUUUGAUGUAUCACUUUGCAACAAACAGUGUAAGUAGAUAUUUUGGUUAUGAGUUUCCAACAAAUAAAAUGUGAUAUUAUUACCGGUAUUAAAGAUGAACUAAACACAAGUCAAUAUGGUUUAAUGUUUUUUCGGUAAAUAGUGUUUAUACGUUUGUUUGUUUUUGUUAGUUGCAGAAUAUAUAUUGCAUGUUCAUCUACAAAACCUUAUUUUAUAAACCAUUUGUUUACGAUUAUGACAAGUUUGUCUUUCAUUAUUGAAAUGUCUAUAAUAAUCGUUCACGCUUAGAAACACUUUUUCGCCAUGGUUUUAGUAUUUUAUUUUAAUAGUGCGAUUUAUAGGGAAAGAAUUAUUUUAGUACUGUGUUUUUUGCAUAACAUCUGCUUGUUAAGAAAUUUUGUAUUGCUGUGAGCGAAUCUCCUCAAGCUAUUACGUCGGUGAUAUUGGUAUAUCAAAGUGACGGUAUUUUACACUAUUAAUUGUAUAAUAGUUUGCUUCUUCCAAACAAGUGUGUUGAUAUAGAGUAAUGUGACCAUGGGGCAGUCAAGGUCAUGAAGUGCAACUUUACUUGUAUUAAAUAGAACAAAUAUUUGUUCAAGACUACAAAAUAUUCUAUUGUAUUUUCAGUUAUCUUUUAUGGUAAAGUUUAUUUCAUGUCAAUUUUAUGUUUUAUUUUAUUAAAAUAGUCAACCAAUGA
Messenger RNA from Ylistrum balloti, 2384 nucleotides. RefSeq names its product D-aspartate oxidase-like. Gene Ontology annotation, molecular function: D-amino-acid oxidase activity; FAD binding. NCBI's taxonomy places the organism in Eukaryota, Metazoa, Mollusca, Bivalvia, Pectinida, Pectinidae. The transcript has 11 exons. The record is from RefSeq and is a predicted model, not a curated record. The coding region runs from base 121 to 1137 and encodes 338 amino acids.